AUGGCAACUGGGGCUCCUAGUCAUCGAUUAGAAUCCCAAUUGAGCGCCACUGCCCGUGUACUCGAGAUCGAUGCCCAGUUUGUCCACUUGCCCUCUAUUGUCAUUGCCACAUUUGGAGACUGUGACACACGGACUUCCGAGACCCACUUUGUAAAAGCCGUAGGAGAUAUCGCCUUGGGCCAGUUACAUCGCGUCCAUGAGAUUUACAAAAGUGUGGUGCACGAUCAAACUGGAGUGGGUGAAGGUAGCGCUGCGCUACAUCGGAUCUUGAAUGAAGAGCCGAUCUAUACGGUCUGGCAGAGAAUGAUCAUCGCUGCUUUUUGUUGCGGGAUCAUUUCAAUGUUGGGUUUUGCUGGAAGUUUUGUGGACGCUUGGGUUUCAGCUGCCUUUGGAAGCUUUCUGGCUUUCAUGCAAUUGCGAGCGACCAAAAAUCAAAUGUAUUCAAAUAUCUUUGAGAUCUCCAUUGCCACACUCGUCUCCUUUGUUGCUCGUGGACUUUCGACUACUCAAUUUUUUUGUUACGAGUCUCUAUCUUCUGCUGGUGUCGUGUUAAUCCUUCCGGGAUAUACGAUCUUGUGCGGUUCAUUGGAGUUGGCCUCCAAGAAUUUGAUCGCUGGCUCGGUGAGGAUGGUUUACGCAGUGAUUUACUCGCUGUUUUUGGGAUUUGGAAUUUCGAUUGGAUCGGAUUUUUAUUAUCUCUUGGAUCCAAAUGCACGAAGGAUUGCAGCAAUGCAUGCUACCUCCCAACAGAGCAUCAAUCCAUGGUGGAUGUUCCUUCUCGUUCCGGCCUUCUCGUUCUUCUUGAGUUUGUGGAACCUACAGCCCCUCAGAAGCAGGCAGAUGCCAGUGAUGGUGAUCAUCGCAUGCGCUGGAUGGGUCUGCAAUUACUUUGCAAAUCAAUUUAUUUUCGAUCGUUCCGAUGUUGUUUCUUUCUUGGGAGCAUUUGCGAUUGGCUUAAUGGGAAACAUGUAUUCUCGAGUCUUCAAGGGUACAGCAUUUACGAGUAUGGUCACCGGUGUUCUUUUCUUGGUUCCAUCAGGUAUCGCAGCUGCUGGUGGUCUUGCCAUGACUUACCACUCCAAUUCUGGGGACUCGUAUAGUAAUGGAUUGGUGAUUGGUUUCCGAAUGGUACAGGUUGCCAUCGGUAUCACAGUUGGAUUAUUCUUUUCUUCUUUCGUGGUCUAUUCUUUUGGACGUGGAAAGUCAAGUGCAGCGUUUACAUUUUAA
Messenger RNA from Melampsora larici-populina 98AG31, 1227 nucleotides. RefSeq lists its product as uncharacterized. The transcript has 9 exons. Lineage: Eukaryota; Fungi; Basidiomycota; Pucciniomycetes; Pucciniales; Melampsoraceae. Gene Ontology annotation, biological process: transmembrane transport. Bases 1 to 1227 code for a protein of 408 amino acids. The record is from RefSeq and is a predicted model, not a curated record. Gene Ontology annotation, molecular function: transmembrane transporter activity.